UAAAAAUGUAGGGUUAACCUAUCCCAUUCAUUGAGUUAAAGGAAACUUAAACAAAAGAAGGACUGGAAACAACAUUUGAAAUUCAUCCUUAGGCAAUAAAGAUGUUGCAAUAAAUAGCUGACAGAAAAGUAUUUGUUUUUAAUGGGAUAUUUAGGUAGCUGUUCUUACAAUUGCAGGUCCAUAAAGAACUGGAAAGUCUUUUUUAGCAAAUAGAGUAUUAAAAAGAUAAAAGGGGUUUGCAGUUGGGCCAACAACAAUGCCAUGUACAAAAGGUAUUUGGUUAUGGAGCUAACCUAUUCCAUUAAAUGAAAAUACUUCAAUUUUAUUAAUGGAUACAGAAGGAUUAAAUUCAGUUUAAAGAGAUCUUGGUGUAGACACAAAAAUAUUCUCAAUAUCAUUAUUGCUAUCUUCAAUGUUUGUAUUUAAUCAAUUAGGUCAUAUUGAUGAAUAAUCAAUAGAAAAUCUCUCUCUUGUCAUAAAAUUAAGUGAGAACAUCAGUGUAGGUUCAGAAGAUAAAAGUUUAAGUUAAUUUUUUCCAACAUUCUUAUGGGUUUUAAGAGAUUUCUCUCUUGAUUUAAAAGGUAGAACUCCAAGUGAAUAUUUGGAAUUUGCACUUUAAGAUUAAUCUAAUCCAGGAUUAGAUGGAGAGAGAAAGAAUGUAAUAAGAAGAAAAAUUAGAGAAUAUUUUAAAUUUAGAGAUUGUUUAUGUAUGGUAAGACCAAUCUAAGAUGAAAGAAGACUAGCAAGAAUUGAAGAAGAAGAUUGGAAUGCUUUAAGACCAGAAUUUAUAUCUGCUGUAUAAGAUUUUGAGAGAAGAGUCUUUAAAAAUAUUCCACCUAAAUAAAUUAAUGGUACUACAUUAACUGCAGAGAUGUUUUUAAAAUUAUCAAUUGAAUAUGUUGAUGCUAUUAAUUCUGGAGGAAUUCCUUAAAUUUUAACUAGUUUAGAUAGAGUUAUUUAAUAAGAAGCUAGAAAUCUAUUAGAAGAACUAAAAAGUCUAUAUGCUAGAAGGUAUUAAGAAUCUUUAUCUAAAAUGAAAUCUCCAUUCGAAGAUGAAGAACUUAUUUAAUUAAAUAAAUAAAUUUAAACUGAAAUAUUCUCAAGAUUAGAUUAAAAAUCUAAAGAAAUUAUUGACAAUUCUAAAAUUAAUAAUAUGAAAAAAGAAUUAUAUGAAAUGAUGUCUUAAGAUUUAUAAACUAGAUUAGAAAUUAAUAAAGAAUAAUCAACUACUCUUGCUAAUUAAAUUUUAUAAAAGUUCUUUAAUACUUAUCAGGUACCAGUCUUAGAUAAUGUUGAUAGCAUUAAAACUUCUUUAUUAGUUGAAUAAUUUUAAGUAUACAGUCGUUUUUUUAAAUAUUAUAUGGAAAAUGUUAAAGGCCAAUCCAAAUAUAAACAUUUCUCAGAAAAAGUUCCUUCUUUUUUAUUCAGCUAUUUUGAAAAAUUAAUUUUAAAUGUAUAAAAAGUAUACAUUGAAGAAAAUAAUUAAACUAAAAAAUAUUUAGUUUAAGCUAGAGAAGGAGAAGAAAGAUUGAGGAAAACUAUAGGAAGUCAAGAAAGCUUAUUAUAUGAAAUAUAAAAGGAAAGAGAUUAAUUAAGAUAUGAAAUAGAAAACUAGACUAGAGAAACUAGUAAAUAAGAAAAAAUUAAAACUUUAGAAUUAGAAGCUUGUUAAGCUAAAGUUAUACAAUUAACCUAAGAAUUAUAAAAUAAAAAAGAAAAAAAUUAAAAAUUAAAAUAAGAUGUUCAGAAUGAAAAAGAACAACUGCAAAGAGUAAGAAAUGAACUUAAUGGUAAAAGAGUUGAAUGUUAAUAAUUAUUAAAACGAAUGGGUGAUGAUUAUUAAUCUUUUAGAGAACCAGGAGAAGAUGUAUAUAACAUAUAUAUAUAUUAUUAGAUUUCAAAUGAUUUAGUUUUAUAAUAUAAGGAUAUGAAAUAAUAAGCCCAUUAAAUGAACGAAUUUUUUAAAAGAAGAGCAAUGGAUCAUUCCUAACAAAGCAUUUUUCUUUAGGAAAUUUCUAAAUUACAAUAAGAUAAAUUUAAUGAAAUCAUUAAACUUAGAGAAGAUUAUAAAUAAAAAAAAUUUAAAAUUAAAGAAGAACUUGAAUAAGAAAAGUAACUAAUAUUUUUAUUUAGAAAAUAAUUGAAAAAUAACCUUGAACAUUUUAUCAAACAAAAUGAAGAGCUCAAAGCCAAAAAUAUGACCUAUUAUGAGAAAUAUGAAUUAGCAUAAAAAAAUCAGUAACAUUUUAAGGUAUUGUUCUAUUAUUAUUUUGGAUAGUAAAUAUAAUCAGAAAACCAGAGAUUGUCUUAAAGAUUGGAAGAAAAAUCAGAAAAUUUAGAGAUGCAUAUCUAAGUUAUUGAAAACUUUACUAAGGAUAUUGAAAAAUUAACUGGUAUACGAGAAGAUCUUGAAUAAAAACUUGCAUUCAUGAAUUCUGAAAAAAGUUAAUUAAUAUCAUUUAAAGAAAGCUUUCCCUAUAUACUUAAGGGUAAAAUUUGAUCAUUAUAUAACUAGAAGCCUUAAAAUGGGUUUUAAAAUAAAAUUCUAAAAUAAAGCACGCCAUGAAAUCGGUUGGUGAAGAGGAGUAAAAAGUUAUUCGCGAUUGUUUUCAUGAAGUUGGUAUAAAUGUGUGA
Molecule: messenger RNA, 2634 nt
Organism: Paramecium sonneborni
Lineage: Eukaryota; Ciliophora; Oligohymenophorea; Peniculida; Parameciidae
Source: the annotation of a GenBank genome assembly